UCGGAGGAAGAGAUUAUAGAGAACUUCCUAUUUAGUGUGGACCCAAGUUUCGGCAAGGAAGUCAAGGAAACCCGACCGAAGGAUGGGAAAUGAACUACGUACAAAAAAAAUCUCGUUGAGUUUUACAAAUUGGAGGAUAACAAGUACUCCAUCAAGGACCUUGAGACAAUGACUCAAGAUGAAGAUGAGAGCGUACGGGCAUUUGGGAUGCAUUUCCAGAAGAUCUCCGACGUGCUGAUAAAGAWGGGGAAGAUCUCAGAGGUCGAGCGCUGUACUAUCUUCAUCGGACACCUGUCCAAAGGUAAACAAAAGAGUAUACUUAGAGAUCUUCCGCGCGACAAGCUUGACUUCCCAGAAGUCCUAAAGCUCGCAAUAAAGGCAGAGGCAGACGAUUACAAGGACUUGGUGUGGAGAGGGAUGAGGAGACGUGACUUCUCUCUCUACAAGGAAUAUGCCACUGAWAGAUGUCCUGAUUUCAAGGACUAUCCCUGGUCGGAGAAAAAUGAAGUCGUCGCCGAGGAAGUGAAGAAGAUAAGGGACAUAGUAAAGGGAUUGACAAGACAGGUUACAGAGAUUGUGACCACCACAGGAGCCACGACAUACCGGGACAAGCCCGAAGGACCCUAUUCACUUCGCUGGGACCGGAGGAACACUGAUUCCUGGAGGAGUGUUGAGGAUAGAAAUCCUCGAACGCUGACUGAUUACCGUGCGAGGGAAAGGGAGAAAGACGAUGAACCAUGGCGACGUAAGGAUGAUGAGAUAGACCGGGACCGCAGGACUCGCGAGACGUAUGGGCGUGCUAGGAGACUGGAUGACUACUCGCGUAGCCCUCGCUAUGAGCCUGACGGGGGUAGAGGCGACUCUCGAGGCCGGUGGGAGUCGGAUCAGGGCCGGCGAGACGGAUACAGGGAUGGUAGAUAUGCGAGAUUGGACCGAGAUGGACGUAGGGACGACAUAUAUGAGAGAUCGGACCGAGAUGGACAUAGAGACGACAGAUAUGAGAGGUCGGAUCGAGACGGAUACAGGGGCGGCAGAUAUGAGAGAGGAGAUCGACCCGAUGAUUCACGCGGGCGAUACGAUCGAGGAGACCGACGUGAUGAUUCACGCGGGCGGUACGACCGAGGAGACCGACGUGAUGAUUCACGCGGGCGAUACGACCGAGGAGACCGACGUGAUGAUUCACGCGGGCGAUACGAACACGGAGACCGCCGCAAUGAUUCGCGCGGAAGGAAUGAGAGAGGGGGAUAUGACGCUUCUGCAGAACCGUAUCCGAAGUCCCCUGACCCUAGAGCAGCGAGAGGUUCGACCUCCAGAGGCGCAGACGACAAGCCACCCAUACCCAGGAACUAUUGCGUUUACUGUAGGGGGGAUGAUCAUAUCAAGAGAGAUUGUCCGGAUCUCAAACGGGCAAUAGAUGAAGGACUUGUCGUGCUUGAUGACCGCAAGUACGUCAAGUGGGCAUAUGAUCUAGGAGAUGUAUCGAUGUUCCCUUCGAUGAAGGAGAAUGUCGAAGCAAAGAGAGUAAAGUCGAGUAAAGGAAAGAAGUCGGUUAGGAGCCAGAGCAUCAAGAUAACUUUCGAAGGAGAUAUGGCAACCACACCCAUAAGGGUGGCAGCUACCAAGUCCGCGAGAGGGUCUAUAUCGAAGAAGACCGACACGGAUUACGUGAUGGCGGAGAAGGACGGACAGCGGAGCGAUGGAGAGGAGGUUAUUCUUUCGCCGCGAAAACGGGGAGUGAAAAAGUUUUUAAUGAAGAGUUCGCUGGAUGAGAUUGACACGGUCGAGUCACUGAGACGGGCCCUUCGGCAGCCCAUGCAGUGCUCUAUUCUGGAGUACCUGGCGGCAUCGAAGCCGGCUCGCGAUGAGUUACAGAUGAUCACGCGGAAGACUCGUAUACCUCUAUCAGAGGAGGCUCAGGGGGCCCCUACGGCGGAAACUCCUACAGUAGCAGUAACAAGGGUGACUGCCAGAGCAGAUCGCAUGGCGACAGUCCUUCUUGACGGGAUGGAAGGUGUGCCUCCAGACAAGUUUUACAUACUUGGUAGUGGGGCCGUGGAGGCGAUCAUAAACGACGGGGCGGUACUAGAUGCUGUGAUCGAUAACGGCAGUGAGGCUGUCAUUAUAGACGAGGAUCUGGCAGUACAGGUUGGACUGGGCCUCGAUAGGUCAUAACUAUUCGAGAUGGAGACGGCUGAUGGGAGAAAGCAACAGAUCA
This is a messenger RNA of Chara braunii, 2215 nucleotides long. The record is from the annotation of a GenBank genome assembly. Lineage: Eukaryota; Viridiplantae; Streptophyta; Charophyceae; Charales; Characeae.